Molecule: messenger RNA, 3223 nt
Organism: Tripterygium wilfordii
Lineage: Eukaryota; Viridiplantae; Streptophyta; Magnoliopsida; Celastrales; Celastraceae
Product: probable LRR receptor-like serine/threonine-protein kinase At2g24230
Exons: 1
Coding region: 424-2985 (853 amino acids)
Biological process (GO): protein phosphorylation
Molecular function (GO): protein kinase activity; protein binding; ATP binding
Source: RefSeq, a predicted model, not a curated record
UCCUUUGGCUGUUUGUUGUUUUGACUUUCACUGUCUCGCUUGAGACCGCAGAAGUCUCACACUCAGUUGUCAAAAACUCAUUUGUUAUCUGUAUUAUUUCACAGUCACCGUUGGUUUUUUCUGGGCAAUACGGGAGGCCCAACAAGUCUUCAGUAACUGGUUGUUUUGGAGACUUGUAGCCUUAUAAUGCUUGGGUAACCCAGAAACCCUGUGAAAUUCCGGGGAUUGGUGGUGGUGAAGGUGGUGGCUUUAAUGGCUUUGAAGAAGUGAGGGAAGAAUAUUGUUUUCUAGUAUGGACCAAGAAGCAGUUAUGAAAUAGUGAUUUGAGGGUUUUUGGGGGAGAGUUUUGUGGUGUUUGGGGGUUUGAGAUCUGUGUACUUUCUUUCGCUGAAUUUCUGUCCUUUAGAGUUUGUGGGUUUUCAAAUGGGGUUUGGUUUGUUUGCUUCCAUUGUGGUUCUUACACUGUUCUUCAAGCCCUUGGUUUCUCAGCAACCCAACACUGAUGGGUUCUUCCUCUCUGAGUUCUUCAAGCAAAUGGGGUUAAUCUCUUCUCAAGCUUACAACUUUUCUGCUCCUGUUUGUUCGUGGCAAGGAGUGUUCUGUGAUUCGACUAAUGAAUAUGUCUUUAAGUUGGUUGCUUCUGGUUUGGGACUCACUGGUUCUAUUCCUGAUACCACUAUUGGCAAGCUAAGCAAGCUGCAAUCUGUGGACCUUAGCAACAAUAAAAUCACUUCUCUGCCUUCGGAUUUGUGGAGUUUAGGUUCUCUCAAGAAUCUUAAUCUCUCCUUCAACAAGAUUUCUGGAGACCUUCCCAACAACGUUGGCAAUUUUGGUUUGCUUGAAACCAUUGAUCUGUCAAACAACAACUUCCAUGGGGAAAUCCCUCCAACUAUAAGCUCUCUCGUUGGUCUGCAUGUCCUUAAACUGGGUGAGAACAGGUUUGAGGGAAGCAUUCCAACAGAAAUUCUGAGUUGCCAAUCACUGGUUUCUAUCGAUCUCUCCUUGAAUCAGUUAAAUGGGUCUCUGCCACAUGGUUUUGGUGCUGCAUUCCCAGAGCUCAAAUCAUUGAACCUUGCAGGAAAUCAAAUUCAUGGCCGGGAUACGGAUUUUGCAGAAAUGAAAUCCAUCACUAGCCUCAACAUUUCAGGGAAUUUGUUUCAGGGUUCUGUUACGGGUCUGUUCCAAGAGAUGUUGGAGGUGAUAGACCUGAGCAACAACCAGUUUCAAGGUCACAUCUCUCAGGUACAAUUUAACUCUAGCUACAAUUGGGCUUAUUUGCUUUAUCUAGAUAUGUCUGGGAAUCAGCUUAGUGGAGAGAUUUUCCAGAAUCUGAGUCAAGCCCAAAAUAUCAAGUACCUUAAUCUUGCAUACAAUAGAUUCAGCAGGCAAAAGUUCCCAAAUAUUGAAAUGCUUUCGAGUUUAGAGUAUCUCAAUUUAUCUAGAGCUAGUCUCAUUGGUUCCAUUCCUAGUAAAAUCUCACAAUUGAGUGAUUUGCUUGCACUUGAUCUUUCUGCAAACCAUCUUACUGGCUUUAUUCCACCAUUGAGUAUCAGAAAGCUUCAGGUUUUUGAUGUUUCACAUAACAAUUUGACUGGAGCAAUCCCAAAUUCCCUAUUGGAGAAACUUCCACGGAUGGAGAGAUUUAACUUCUCUUACAACAACUUAGUCCUCUGUGCCUCAGAUUUCUCUCCUCAAACCCUCCGGUCAGCUUUCUUUGGAUCAUCAAGCUCCUGCCCAAUUGCUGCAAACACUGGCCUCUUGAAAAGAAGAGCUACUAAACAUAAGGGACUUAAGCUUGCUCUUGGUUUAAGCCUCUCAUUCGUAUGCAUGCUUGUUGCGUUGCUAUUUCUAGCCUUUGGCUGCAGAAAAAAAUCCGAGUUGUGGACAGUGAAGCAGACCUCAUUCAAAGAAGAACCAAAUGUUUCUGGUCCCUUUUCAUUCCAGACUGAUUCGACUACAUGGGUAGCCGAUGUUAAGCAGGCAACAUCAGUUCCAGUUGUGAUUUUUGAGAAGCCAUUGUUAAACAUCAGUUUUGCAGACCUCUUAUCUGCAACUUCAAAUUUCGAUAGAGGUACUCUUUUGGCUGAAGGGAAAUUUGGGCCUGUAUACAGGGGAUUUCUACCGGGUGGAAUUCAUGUUGCUGUAAAAGUCUUGGUCCAGGGAUCUACAUUGACAGACCAAGAGGCUGCAAGAGAGCUUGAGUAUCUUGGCCGAAUCAAACAUCCUAAUCUCGUUCCAUUGACAGGGUAUUGCUUAGCGGGAGAUCAAAGAAUUGCAAUCUACGAUUACAUGGAGAACGGAAACUUGCAGAAUUUGCUUUAUGACUUGCCGCUUGGGGUUCCCAGGACAGAGGAUUGGAGCAUGGAUACGUGGGAAGAAGAUGAUAAUAAUGGGAUUCAAAAUGUUGGUUCUGAAGGGUUGCUAACAACCUGGAGAUUCCGACACAAAAUAGCACUUGGUGCUGCACGAGCGCUGGCAUUUCUUCACCAUGGCUGCUCACCUCCAAUUAUUCAUAGAGACAUCAAAGCCAGUAGUAUUUAUCUGGACUACUACUUGGAGCCAAGAUUAUCUGAUUUCGGAUUGGCUAAGGUUUUUGGCAACGGUUUAGAUGAGAUGGCUCGUGGAUCUCCUGGAUACGUGCCACCAGAAUUUUCUCAGCCGGAAAAUGACUGCCCCACACCGAAGUCUGAUGUUUACUGCUUUGGUAUUGUUUUGUUUGAGCUGAUCACCGGCAAGAAACCAAUUGGGGAUGACUAUUCAGGAGAGAAAGAAGAAACCUUGGUGAGUUGGGUUAGAGGAUUGGUAAAGAAUAGCCAUGGAUCAAGAGCUAUUGAUCCAAAAAUACGCGACACUGAUCCAAACGAGCAAAUGGAGGAGGCACUCAAAAUCGGAUAUCUGUGUACAGCUGACCUUCCAUCAAAGCGACCAAGCAUGCAGCAGAUAGUUGGACUUCUCAAGGAUAUCGAACCGACAUCUCAUCAAUGAAGAAAUCAAAAUGAAGUAUUAAAUAGAUUUCAAAUUAGUUGGUUUCUUUGCAACCUUCUCACAUUGCAGGCCUUUUAUCAAUGUUUUUUUUUUCUUGCUCUCUUUGAUGAGUUCUUCGUAUCGUACCGGGAAGAUGUAUUAUGUAUAGUAGUUCUGGAACACAUUGCACUUCAUCGUUUGUUUUAUGUCCUCUUCUUUGAUGGCAGUAGAAGUUAAUUUGCACGAGAAGUUUGAUUCA